UUAAUGUUGGUAGCCAACCACAACAACACCACAGAAGAAAAAGUGUUUAUUCUGGGCUUUCGCAGAUUUGUUAGGCUAGCUUUGUAAAAAUGGUUACUCCCUUAUUUAGGCGUGUUCCCGUCAUUUUUGGUUAAAAGUAACAGGCUUUGGGGGGCUUUAAUGUCAGGUGCAGCUAAUUUAAAGACCUUUAGUAAAGCGGGAACCAGCUGGCACUUUAGCCGGACGAUGGACGAGCUGGUCCAUGACCUGGUGUCGGCGCUGGAGGAGAGCUCGGAGCAGGCGGCGCGGGGGGGUUUUGGGGAUGGGGGGGACCACGCGCUGGCUGUGGGCUGCCUGCUGAAGAGACAGGCCCGGAAACGCCGUGGGAGGAAGAGACGCUCUGACAAUCCCCACCCGCCCUGGGAGACUGGCCACCUCAGUGAGGGCUCCGAGUCCAGCCUGGACGAACACAAGGACUACCGUGCCACCACAGGCAGCGUUGCCAGCAGUAACAGCCACCCCCGUGACAACAGCGACUCUGACGAGCAGCUAGGGCCCAAGCGACGUACCCCUCUGAACCCUGACACAGGACGUGGCAAGCGCCCCCUCUGGCAGGAGGACCUUGGAGGAGUGGGGAGCGCGGAGGGGUGCCGCAGUUUGAGACGCCGCCGCAAGGUCAAACGCAUGGCCGUCGAUCCCCCUCUGGAGGCAGUGACCUCCAAUAGCACCACCCCCAUGCUAGGUCCCCCGCCUGUCCCCAAGCCCCACGGAGGGUGCAGGAUCCCUGGGGUGAGUGCAGCUGAGGGCAGGGCAGGGAUGGAGCUCACUGGUGGCGAAGUUGGCGGGAAGUGCAGGGUGAAGAAGAGGAAACUGGCAGCCCACAGGCUCGGGUUGGAGGCGACUGAUGAGGGCGUAUUGGUGGAGCGUGGGGACGCCAUUAUGCGGCAGGCGGGGCCCAAGGACAAGAUGGAGUUUGAGGAGCAGAAGGGCUCGGACGAGGACAUGAGUGACAGGUGUGAGACCAGCAGUGUGAGCAACAGUAGUGAUGGUGGACUGUACACCAAUGAUGAGGGGAGGCAAGGUGAUGAUGAGCAGAGUGACUGGUUCUAUGAGGGGGAGCCAGGGGGGGCGUGUGGUGUUGCGGGGGUGAUUCCCUGGUGGGAGAGGGAGGCAGGGGAGGAACUGGACCUGGCUGACCCGGUCUUCAACAGCAUCCUCACCGGAUCCUUCCCCAUCAUGAGCCCCGGAGCACAGAGAGGGUUCCAGGCCAGGCUGAGCCGGCUUCAUGGGGGGCCCCAGGGCCAGGCUUCUCAAGGCAGCCCAGGACAAACCUUCAACGAGCGACUGGGACGACACCACCAGGACCCCCACUCACACGACCCAUGGUUUAGUCCGGGAUCUAGAAGAGAACAUGGACAGAUGCACUGGGACUCACGGUCAGACAGAGGCCAUCGGAGGAGCUGCUCAGUAAAGACGGCCAGCAGGCAGACGAGUGGUCACCUGGGGUCUCUGUGUACGGGGGAUGUCAAGAGGAGACGCAAAGCAGCACCCCUUGGCUUACCUCCGCCCACAGGGUUGGUAGGUGAGAGUGCGGGGCCCAUCCCAGAGACCAACAUGGGAAACCGGAUGCUGCAGAGUAUGGGCUGGAGCCCCGGCAUGGGCCUGGGUCCGGAGGGCAGGGGCAUCACCGAGCCCGUUCGGGCCACACAGAGACCCAAGGGAGCGGGUCUGGGUUUUAACUGAGCCUCAGGCUUUAGGCCCCAACUGAACAGGCCAGUAGGCCUCGAUGGAGAUGGACCCUACCGAGAGCAGGGAGGACUGUGGUCAACUCUCUCUGGGAAAGAAACUCUGGAGCAGCAGAGCUGGAUGAAGGAACGGAUGAAAGUCGGCAAGAACAGUUUUAACUAAUAGGAAGACCGAAAGGAUAAUUUGAGGUGGGAACCCCAACGCUCCAUGCACUUCCACUCUUAACCAGGGCCGGAACUCAUAAGGGAAGUUUUGACCCCGGUUAGGGGAAGUGCAUGGAGCGUUUGGAUUCCCACCUCAGAUUUGUAGUUGGGAUGUCCAAUGUUUCUACCAGGGAAAAGGGAAGGAAUGGAAAAAAAGACCCAGGCGUUGUUGUUGAGUUUGAUUGUAUGAGACUAGCCAGGUUGUGUAGUUGGACUGUGUACUGCACAGCACACUAAAAGGCUCAGUUUCACAAUAAUAUAAUUUCUCUUCAAUCAAUGGUUGUUCUGAUAUUGCACAGUAUGACAAAAAAUAUAUUUUAGGUGAAUAUCACUGUACGCAUCAAAAUAAUGUGUGUGGUGGAAGUUUCUAUUUGAUUUUAAAUAUGUUUUGCGACACAACAUUGGUGUUAUUCCAGGGUAAUUAUAAUGGAAUAGCAUUAUUCCCGUGGCUUAGUACAAAAAGGUGAUGGCUGAAGUGUUAGCAAAGUACUGCAUUUAGGUUAAGGUAAUUACAAUUAUACUACUUGUAGUUUCUCUGGUAUAACGCUAAUGUAAUGUAACUGGCAAAUGUUUUUUAAAUUGGUCUAUAUGGUUCCUUUUGGGAUAUUGGGCAGUUAUAUUUGAUUGUAGAUGACGGUUAUUGGUAAAAAAAAAUAUAUAUAUAUAUAUAUAUAUAUAUAUAUAUAUUUUAAGAUGCCAAUUCUCUCCUCUGCUCCUGACUGCAUGUGCUCCCAUAGAAACAGAAUGAAUCGGACGGGCAUCCUCAUUCAAGUCAAUGGUGGCAUAAUGGGUUGACUGGCUAGCAUUGCAAGUGUACCCAUAGGAGCAACGUAGGAAGUGUACCCAUAGGAGCAACGUAGGAAGUGUACCCAUAGGAGCAACGUAGGAAGUGUACCCAUCAAUUUGUGGUGCGAUUUGUUUUGAUUCAACUCAACCGAUUACAAAGAAAUACAUUCCAUUAGCCACAUCAGUUAACAUAAAUUCAUUAAAUGUUCUACAUCACCAUUGAAAUGAUUGAAUACAAUACCAGUCAAAUUGCCAGGGUUAGAGGUUCCCAAACUCGGCUCAACCCCCCCCCCCCCCCAAACCCCCGGGUGCACAUUUAGGUUUUGCCCAUUUAGGUUUUGCCCUAGCACUACACAGCUGUUUCAAACAAACAACUCAUCAUUAUGCUUUUUUUUAUUUUCUUUUACGGUUAUGACAUUUAUUUUGUUUUCAUGAUGGUGUUCAUCCAUAACCGGCGGUUAUAUGGUAAUUGUGCCGGCGUAAAGAUGGUAUUCCUGAGGGACGUGGGAAUAAUUCAGGAAAUGAAUCUUGAAAUAAAAUCAUUGUAUGUAUGGUAUUGAAGUAGAAUGUUCAACCCUGAACACUCCAGAAUAGUGUUUAUUUGAUUAAAAAGGCAGUGCAGUUAACUUGAUUUCCUGUUUUUUGUUUUAUGACAUUGAAUUAACACUUGGAAAUUGUGAAAAUGAUCAUAUUGCCCGUUUUGUGUAAGAGCUGUUUGAAAAAUAAUUCCAGGAAUUUCAGCCUGUUCAAGUGGUGUGGAGUUAUUGGACAAGAUCAUGACAUUACAAUCUGAUCUGAUUAUUCUGACCAAUGACCAGUCAUCUUUUAUUUGCGUGCCUAUCCUACUUUGAAGGGAUUAACGGAGUAGGCUCUGGCCAAGACGAUCCUAUCCGCCAAUCAGGGCUGUUGGGCGAUCAGACUGAGCAUUUCAAUGGCAAAAGGAGGCGUAGUUAUUUUGCAUUAAAUAAAUACACAGUGUUUUAUUAGACAUACAGUGAUAAUUUAAACGUAACAUUAAAAAGACUGCAUGGGGGCUUUAAAAAGAAGCCAAGCAAAAUUCUGUUUCCCAGUCAUGCUGUACUUGCUAUGUAUGUGUAGCAACCAUCUCAUGGCAAUGUCUUUACAAUAACAGUCUACUAACAUGUUUUAUAAAGUGAAAAAAAUGAUAUUGGUUACACUUUACAGUCUUCUAUUUACCUGGUAAAUAACAACUGAAAUAGGUUUGUAAAAAAAAAGUGUUACCGUUGCCAAUGUAAUGUUCAUUAAACUUGAGGGCCUGAGUGAAACGA
Molecule: messenger RNA, 4003 nt
Organism: Oncorhynchus mykiss (rainbow trout)
Lineage: Eukaryota; Metazoa; Chordata; Actinopteri; Salmoniformes; Salmonidae
Source: RefSeq, a predicted model, not a curated record